AUGGUCCCUCUCAGACCGGGCGAUUCCUCACAUGAUAAUGAAUACAAUGAGGACCCAGAAGCGUUCGCCAAGCGAUGUGAAGAAGAAUAUGGUUCAAUGUUCAACAUACAUCUGUUCGGUUCGCCUUACACCGUCGUCUCUGAACCUUAUAUCCGCGAAGUUUGCACUUCUGGGGCCUUCUCUCAUCUUGAAGCAUUUGAUGAGAGCAGUCAAGUCAUUGAGGUAUUUAUGACUGCCACUAUGGAAUUUGGACAGUUGAUUGACAUUAACACUCCACACUCGAAGUGGCACACACUUGCACUUCGAUUCCAUCACAAAUCCCUCUACAACCCACUCCGGAAGCAUCUCCAAGUCCUGAUCGAUGCUUCUAUGCCUGUUAUUCUUGAACGCCGUCGACUUGAAGCUCUGGCGAGCGAGGCUGGUGUUGAAUGGGAACGACCUAAUGAUAUCCUUCAGCAUUUGCUUGAUGACGCCGACAAGUAUGAGUUCGUCGACCUGGAAGACGUUUGCGCUCAUAUACUUAUUCUUAUUAUCAUAAGUGUCCAUACGACAGCAGACGCCGCCAACAGUAUGCUCUACUACAUGGCGGCAUUUCCACACUCCAUGGACAAGUUAUUCGAAGAGCAGCAGCAGAUCCUCAAUGAUAUUCAACCCAUCAAUGACCAUUUGGACCCUGCACAUGACAGAGACCUGCCAGUAGCCGCGGUCAAGAAGAUGGUUCAUUUGGAUUCCUUUAUACGAGAAAUGUUUAGAUUUCGCAUUGAGCCUUUGUCUGUGACUGUAAAUCAACGUGCGCUCAAGGAUUAUAUCUUUUCAAAUGGUGUUAAGAUUCCCAAGGGCGCAAAGGUUAUUAUCAAUACGAGAUCUGGUCAUACAGGCCCUGAAGUAGGUGAGGAUGCGACAGAGUUUAGGCCAUGGCGGUUCGUCGACAAACCUAAAGCUGCGGUCAAAGUUGGGCCUGAUUUCCUGCCCUUUGGCCUGGGAAGGCACGCUUGUCCAGGACGAUUCAUGGCUAUAAUGGAGAUAAAAAUCAUCGGUGCCUUAAUAGUUACCAAGUUCUUCAAGAUAGAAAUGCAAGAUCCUUCCAAGACAAAGAUGGCUCUUCAUGCCCGUCUUGGCGAGCCUAUCCCCAACGGGUUGAAACUCUUUAUUCGCUAAUAGAUGGGUAGCUCACCGUGAACCACUUGAUAUCUCCCAAACAGUUUAUUCUUACCCUUACAUGAUAC
Molecule: messenger RNA, 1226 nt
Organism: Lobosporangium transversale
Lineage: Eukaryota; Fungi; Mortierellomycota; Mortierellomycetes; Mortierellales; Mortierellaceae
Product: cytochrome P450
Exons: 4
Coding region: 1-1158 (385 amino acids)
Molecular function (GO): heme binding; iron ion binding; oxidoreductase activity, acting on paired donors, with incorporation or reduction of molecular oxygen
Source: RefSeq, a predicted model, not a curated record